AUUGUCAUCAUCAUCGCUAUUCACCUCAUACAACCAGCAUUCAGAAACAUGUACAUCAUAUCAACGAUAAUGAAAUUUACAAUCAUCACACUUGUAGCAUGGCUGGGACCUGCGUAUGCCAUUCAAAAUGGUACGGCUGUCAAGGACUCAACGCUCUACCCCUACUUCGUAACCAUCGGGAACCCACACGUGUGUGGAGGAGCAUUUUUAUCACUUGAACCUGAAGCUUGGGUAUUGACAGCAGCGCAUUGCGUAUACGAUGCGCCUCUUCCUCCACCAUCACCAAAUCCAUACUUUGCCAGUUUCGGCGACGUAUCUCGGCCAGAUCAACAUAUAGAAGCCAUCACUGAUUGGAUUGUCCAUCCAGGUUAUGUAACUUCAUCUGGGGACACCGACAUGCGCUAUGAUCUAGCACUGGUCAAGCUGAAACGCCCAGUCAAAGAAUCGUCCACCGUGUCUAGAGUCGCCAUCUACCAAGACACUAUGGCGCUCAACGUCAACACCACUGCAUCUGUUAUGGGCGUAGGAUACACAGGCUUCGGAUUGCCUCAACCAUCACAGUUGCUGCACAUGCUUGUCCAAGUUACCAAAUACACUCCAGGCAGCUUGGAAAUGACGGAGACAAACCCUCCCGUUAAUUCAGCGGUAUGUCACGGCGACUCCGGCGGGCCGCUCAUCGAACGAUCGCCUUGGUCAGGCCGACCGUAUGUUUUGGGUAUACUUUCCCGCAUCUUCAACGCAUACGACCCCGACCCAGGAAAUGCGACGUGCCCGUUCAAUUUCGAUACGUCGACGAAUGUCACGACAGAUGGAUACGUCAAUGUUGCAUAUUUCACGUCGUGGAUAGCGGACAUGACUGGUCUCUCAGAACAAUUCCUCACCACGCCACCUACAGCCGAUGUUUCGUGGCCAAUUCCCAAUCUACAGAAAGCAGUUCUUAGCACUGCCAACCGGGACGUCCCGGUCCCCUUCCACAUCAUUACCUGCAUUUUCAUAUUCAGUUUAUUCUAUCACAUGGUGUAAUAAAUGAGAGCAUUGUCAAGAAAGUACAGUAAAGAAAAAGGUAUUGUCUAACCCGAAAUUAUUGUCAGAUAGUAUUUUAAGAUAGAAAAAAGGGAAAGAAAUAGAUAAGGACAGAACAAAAAAAGAAAGCAUAGAUACAGACGACAUUA
Umbelopsis ramanniana AG is the source of this 1172-nucleotide messenger RNA. RefSeq lists its product as uncharacterized. NCBI's taxonomy places the organism in Eukaryota, Fungi, Mucoromycota, Umbelopsidomycetes, Umbelopsidales, Umbelopsidaceae. The record is from RefSeq and is a predicted model, not a curated record. Gene Ontology annotation, molecular function: serine-type endopeptidase activity. The transcript has 2 exons. Gene Ontology annotation, biological process: proteolysis. The coding region runs from base 49 to 1023 and encodes 324 amino acids.